UUUGGAAUAAAUAAAAAUAUGAUGCUCCCUUACAAAGUGCUCACUGAAUUGAGGAGAGAGAACAAAUUCAAAAACUAAGUCUAAAACAAACAAAAAUGCCAGAAGUUCUUAGCCUAGCCUAAAACAAGACAAAUAAAAUUGAAUUUUGCUGGGAAUUCAAUUUCCCCCCAACUCCAACACAAAUUUCAAAACCAAAGCAAUACUCGAUUAAAAAGGGUCCUCAAAUCACAACCCUCCAUCACCAAUAAUGGGUCCACAACACUCCCAUAAGAGAGCCCAAGUCCAUGCUUCAGAACUAAACCAGCAUGUACCCUAUCAUUUCUUCCUUAAUCAACUCCAAGUAACUGCUGGUAGUAUAAAUAAAACCAUCCGGUUAGAGUCUCACUCUUUUUCUUACAAGCUGCUAGAGUUGUCGGUCCAGUAUAUAGGAAAAGGGAAAAAGAAAUUAAUCAGAGAAAAAAUGGUAGGGAGAUGGGCCAUGUCAGCAUUUCGGUGGGUAGCUUCGGACCUCGUAUCAUUCCGAUCGUCGAUCUCGUUCGAGUGGCCCCAUAUGAGCAGCUUCAGCUUCUCCUUCGUGGACGACGUUGUUUGGAGUCUGAUCACAGCGUUUGAGUCUGUCGCUUUGGUUUCCAUGCUAGGCUUCUUCUUUCUCUUUUGCGGCUGCACUAUCUGAUAGAUUGCUGAGCGUUGUCGGGAUUUGACGUCAUCUGAAGUUGGGUGUUGGGCUGCAACGUGGCGCAGGCGGAGGCCUCGAGGUAAGCCGUGUUAGUAGAUGACAACGUGACUUUGAGUUCGGCGCACGUGGAGUAUGUUGGUAAUUUUUGUCUUCUUUUUUUUUUUUUUAAUUUUUGUAAUAGAUAAGUUAAUAGAGUGUGGACACAUCAGCUGA
Messenger RNA from Durio zibethinus, 889 nucleotides. The record is from RefSeq and is a predicted model, not a curated record. NCBI's taxonomy places the organism in Eukaryota, Viridiplantae, Streptophyta, Magnoliopsida, Malvales, Malvaceae.